Molecule: messenger RNA, 3311 nt
Organism: Zeugodacus cucurbitae (melon fly)
Lineage: Eukaryota; Metazoa; Arthropoda; Insecta; Diptera; Tephritidae
Exons: 7
Coding region: 114-3296 (1060 amino acids)
Biological process (GO): insecticide catabolic process; response to DDT
Molecular function (GO): oxidoreductase activity, acting on paired donors, with incorporation or reduction of molecular oxygen; heme binding; monooxygenase activity
Source: RefSeq, a predicted model, not a curated record
GCGCCGUGGCAAAUCAGUCGAACAAAUACGCGAGUGUUGUAGGCAAAUAUUAAUUAAAAAUUUGUUGAAAAAAAUAUAUAUUACAAUUAUAAAAAAAAUCGUUGUCGUAAAAAAUGUUCAUCUUAAGUGUGUUAUAUGGCUUAGGACGCGCGCUAACCGCGCGUAAUCUAACCGAGAUCCUGGCCACGCUGGCGUUCAUCUGCUGUGCGCUCUACCUUUGGUUACAAUAUCAAUAUUCAUAUUGGCGUCGCCAUCGUAUACCUUACAUUGAACCCUCGCUGCUUUUCGGUAAUCUCAAAGGUAUUAUCAAGUCCGAAGUGGAUUCUUGUGCCUUGUUCCAGCAUUUGUAUCGGCAUGAGAAAGCUAAAGAUCAUCCAGCAGUCGGUAUUUAUGUCAUGAAUAAACCAUCGCUGCUAAUACGCGAUCUGGAGUUGAUCAAAGCGAUUAUGAUUAAGGAUUUUAAUUAUUUCUCCGAUCGUCAUGCGUCUUCGGAUCCGCAUUCCGAUUCGUUGGGUUCAGAUAAUUUGUUUUUCACUAAGAAUCCGAAAUGGAAGGAGAUACGCGUUAAGUUGACGCCAGUUUUUACCAGUGGCAAAAUGAAACAACUAUUUCCACUUAUUGAGGAGGUCGCACGUGAAUACGAAAAGUAUCUACACGCAUUGGAAGUGGAUCCGAAGACUAACACCAAAAUACUCGAAGUAAGGGAAGCGAAUGCGCUCUACACAACCGAUGUGAUAGCGAUCACAGCCUACGGCGUACAAGCAAAUAGUCUCAACGAUCCAAAUGGUAUUUUCCGUAAGAGAGGCAAAGAAGUUUUCACUUUCACUUGGUUACGUUCCUUGGAGUUCAAAGCGAUCUUUUUCCUACCCAUUGUUGUUAAGCUUUUUCGCUUCAAAGUCUUCUCGAAGGAGACCACGGUCUUUUUGCGCGACUUAAUCAAUCAUGUGAUGGACGAACGCAUUCGAACGGGUCUGGUGCGCAACGAUCUAAUCGAUGUGUUGAUUAAAUUUAAACAGGAGGCCGAAGAAGAGCUGAAAGAGGGUAAGAAGCCAUUCAUUUUGGAAAGAGAUGCUUUGGCGGCGCAAGCGGCCAUUUUCUUUACGGCCGGCUUCGAAACUACAUCUUCCGCAAUGUCUCUUGCUAUGUUCGAGAUGGCGCAUAAUCAGGAAGUGCAACGACGUUUACGUGCAGAAUUACUUGAGGCAUACAAGAUUAAUGAUGGCAAAAUAACCUACGAAAUGUUGAUGAGUCUGAAGUACAUGGAUAAUGUAUUGAAAGAGGUAUUACGCCGUUAUCCAACAUUGCCGUUUCUCGAGCGCGUAUGCACACCGAAAGCUGAUGAAACUGGUUAUUCUUUGAAAGCUUUUGGUAUGGACUUUACGGUGCCGCGUACUAUGCCGGUCUACAUGCCAAUUCAAGCUAUACACAUGGAUCCGAAGAAUUUCAAAGAUCCCGAAACAUUUAAUCCCGAUCGUUUUCUACCCGAAAACAAACAUGAGAAUAAUAUGAAUGCCUAUAUGCCUUUCGGCAUUGGACCACAUAAUUGUAUCGGUGAGCGCUUCGCAAUGAUGCAAACGAAGUUGGGGCUACUCUACUUUUUCCGUAAUCACUAUGUCACAACAUGUGAAAAGACGCCGACGAAAAUACUUUUGGAGCCACGUGCCGUCAUCUUAAAGGCUAUGUGUGACAUACAACUGAAACUCGUGCCUGAUCCAUUGUUUCAAAGCGCAAUGUGGUUGGAAAGUUUACUGCUCUUACUGCUCCUUAUCGGUUUGGUAUAUGCUUGGUUGCGCUAUCGCUAUGAUUAUUGGAAGCGUCACCAGGUUACGCAUUUGACGCCCACAUACGGUGUGGGCAAUUUAGGUGGUUUAUUUUCAAUGCAACGUAGUCCAGCGGAGUUUGUGCAGCGUCUCUAUGAUCAUCCGGAAGGUCGGAAUGAACCUUUCGUCGGCAUACAUGUCUUCACACAACCGGCGCUUUUGUUACGUGAUCCUGAACUUGUGAAACGGAUUUUGGUGAAGGAUUUCUCAAAGUUUUGCGACAGAUUUUCAAACUCUGAUUACAAAGGCGAUCCGUUGGGUUCUUUAAAUAUAUUCUUUCUACGUAAUCCUGCCUGGAAGGAGGUGCGUUUCAAGUUGUCGCCGUUCUUUUCCAGUGGCAAGCUCAAACAUAUGUUUCCUUUGGUGGAAGAGGUCGGUCGCGAGCUGGACAAAUAUUUGCUCUCUCAAACAGUUGAUUGCAACGAAACACAAUCAUUCAUGAUGGAAAUGAAAGAGCUGUGCGCACUCUACACAACGGAUGUGAUAGCAACUGUCGCUUACGGCGUACAGGCGAACUGUUUCAAGCAACCGAAUGGCGAAUUUCGGCGGCAUGGUCGCGCGGUAUUCAAGUUCAGUGUGCGCCGUUCAUUAGAAUUUAUGGUUGUAUUCUUUAUGCCACACUUAGUACCCUAUUUGGGCUUCAAAGUUGUGCCGCCAACCUCUACGGACUUCCUACGUGCCACAAUCACCUACGUGAUGGAACAACGUGAAUUGUCGGGCAAAAAACGUAAUGAUCUGAUAGAUAUACUUAUUGAAUUUAAAAAUUCGACAAGAAAUAAAAAAUCUGCCAGUGGACUCGUCUAUGAGGGUGAUAUUUUAGUAGCGCAAGCGGCGCUCUUCUUUACAGCCGGUUUUGAGUCAUCUUCGGCGACAAUGUCCUUUGCACUGUACGAGCUGGCAAAACGUCCCGACUUACAGCAGCGCGUACGUGACGAAAUCGCCGCCGGUCUAGAGCGCACCGACGGUAAAGUGACAUACGACUUUAUUGAAUCAUUAGAGUAUAUGCAAAUGGUAAUCGAUGAGGUGUUGCGUCUAUAUCCACCGCUACCGUUUCUCGAUCGACAAUGCACCGCGUCGUUGGAGGAAGGCGGUUACUCCUUGGAACCGUUUCACAAGUAUCGUUUGCCACACGGUAUGCCCGUUUACAUACCGGUUUAUGGACUACAUAUGGAUCCGAAGUACUACCCCGAGCCAACAAAAUUCGAUCCAGAGCGUUUUGCACCACACAACAAAAAGCUACUGACACCUUACACUUAUAUGCCCUUUGGACUGGGUCCGCACGCCUGUAUUGGCGAACGUUUCGCUAUGUUACAAACCAAAAUCGGACUCACCUAUUUUCUACUUAACCACAAAGUGACGACUUGUGCGCGCACCAAGAUUCCCAUGCAGCUGGAUCGCAAAGCGGUUGUGAUACAGGCCGAAGGCGGUAUCUAUUUGAAUGUUGUGCGUAGUCCGUUGGGUGAGCGUAUAGAGUGAUCUGCGUAUAUUAGC